UUUAGUUAUUCUUGUUUUUUUUUCAUUUUACUUUUCUAUUACAAAAAUUAUACUUGAAAAGGCGUUUUCAAGUAGAUGAAUUAUAUUAAUUACCAACUAAUUUUUUAAUUAAUUAGAGUAUUAUCUGAAUGCUAAUUGUUUUCAUAAUUUGAACUCACUUUUGGGCUGAUGAAUAGUAAAUGAAUGAAAUCACAAGACUACUAAGACUUAAUUUUAAUAAAUUAAUAUAUAUAUUCAUUACUAGACUAACACUAACCAAAUCUAAGGCUUUUUAGAGUUUAGACUCUAAGGCUAUCUGAGCAAGCUAUGAAGACUGCUUGAGUUGUACAUAAAUAAAAAUUAAAUUAAAAUCUAUAAUAUAAAAUAAAGAAGUCUAUUUAUUAAAAAAGUUAAUUUAGUUAUUAAAAAAGUUAAUUUAGUUAGAAGAUAAAAAAUCUAAUAAAUAUAAAAAUUCAAAAAAUCUAAGGAAAGAGAAAUUAUUAGACUGCAACUUAUAGGUAGAACCUCGUUUAAAAUAUGAACGUAUGGGAAAUGGAUUGUCAUCAAUUGUCAAUCGGGAUUCGGUUUCUUGUCUGGCAGUUCAUUCUAAAUUCCUAGCAGUGGGCACACACUGGGGAAGCAUCUAUAUUAUGGACCAUGUUGGCAAUGUUAUUGAGCAGAAGCACAAAUUGAUAAUGCAUUCAACAACAGUGAAUCAGAUGAGCAUAGAUGCUUCUGGUGACUACAUUGUUAGCUGCUCUGAUGAUGGCAAGGUUAUUUUGAAUGGUUUAUACACAUCUGAAAAUAACCAAGUAGUGAACUUGAACCGUCCAAUCAAAUCAGUUGCCAUCGACCCAAACUUCAGCAAGAAUAAGAGUAACAAGCAUUUCAUAGCUGGCGACAACAAGUUGAUCUUGUAUGAGAAGAGCUUUUUGAAUCGCAUGAAGACCUACAUUCUGCACCAGGGGGAGUCCAGCAUUCAAAACAUCAAGUGGAGGUCUUCACUUGUCGCUUGGUCUUUCCAGCAGGGAGUGAAUGUGUAUGACAUGUCAGUUAGGAAACGUAUCAGUAAGAUACCACGUCACAUUCAACCUGGGUUUGUUCCUUGCAUCUUGAACUGGAAGGAUGACGUCACAUUGAUCAUUGGCUGGAAUAAUGUCAUACAGGUCUGUUUGGUUAAAGAACCAGUAACAACGAAGGAUGAUAAAGAACCACCGACCAGAUACAUGGAAAUUAUCGCAGUGAAGAUGAUGGACUUUGUGAUAGCAGGCAUCUGCCCACACAACAAAAACUUCAUCGUACUUUCAUAUGCAGAGCAGGACAGCCACCAAGAUGCCGCCACAGAUGAGUACGCCCCAUGCCGACCGCACAUAAGAGUAAUUGAUUCGCAGACGGGUGAGGAGGUCUCCAAUGAUGCCCUCUCCAUCAAGGGCUUCCAGUCCUACAAGUGUGUCGACUAUCAUCUCGAGUGCAACGUGGAUGAGUGCAUGCUGUUCAUCGUCAGUCCUAAGGACGUAGUGGUGGCCAGGCAGAGAGAUGAAGAUGAUCACAUCGACUGGCUCAUCGAACAUGAAGCCUUCCAGGAAGCGCUGGAAUUCGCUUUGAAAAAUGUAAAGAUGCUUAAGAGAAUCACAACGCAAGAUGUUGGGUUCCACUGGUUCAACAGUCUACUCGAAGAUGAGAAGUACAAGGAGGCAGCUGAGCUGUGCAGCAGGAUUCUUGGCAGGAACAAGGAGUUAUGGGAGACCAAUGUCAUUAGGUUCAAACAAUUUAAUCAACUGGCUGCAUUGGCUCCCUUCAUCCCCACAGAGAGUCCCACUUUAGAUAGGGACAUCUACGACAUGGUACUCUACGAGUUCAUCCAGAACAAAAAUGAUACCAUGCUCCUGGAUCUAAUAAAAAGGUGGCCAAGCGACGUAUACACGGUGGAGAUGAUCGUGCACAUGGUUAUGGACGAGCUUGAAGUUGACAGGAACAACACCAUGCUGCUCGAAUCACUUGGAUAUCUUUACACCCUGGACGGCAAAUAUGAGAAAGCCUUGUAUAUUUUCAUCAAAUUGGGGCACAAGGACAUAUUCGAUCUCAUAUUCAAGCACAACCUGUACAACGAGGUCAGCUGUCACGUGAUCACCAUCAUGAACUUUGACCCGGACACAACAGUCAACAUGCUCAUCAACAACCUCGACAAAAUACCGAUGAAGACAGUUGUUUCACAGUUGAAGUCCCAACCAAAAUUUUUACAUUCCUACCUCUCCCAGUUGUUCCUGAAGGACCAGCACAUUGGCAAGGAGUAUCACCAGAUGCAAGUAGAGUUGUAUGCAGAGUUUGACAGGUCAAAACUUAUGCACUUCCUGAAGAGCAGCUCCUACAUAACACUGUCCGAGAGUUUGGAAAUUUGCAGAGCUAAGGAUCUCGUGCCUGAGAUGGUCUUCCUACUUGAUAGGAUGGGAAAUACGAAAGAAGCCCUCCAACUGACGCUGAAGAGAGGACAGAGCGUGAAAGAGGCCAUCGACUUCUGCAUGCAGCACCUUGAUAAGGAGCUCUGGCAAGAUCUCAUCAACUACGCCAUUGACAAACCAGAGUACAUAAGUGUCCUGUUGAAUAACGUUGGCGGCCACAUCGAUCCAGUGUCACUCAUCAGUCGGAUAAAGAACCGCAUGGAGAUACCCGGACUAAGGGACUCCCUGGUCACCAUCUUGCAUGAUUGCAGCCUGCAGAUAUCUCUGCAAAAGACAUGUGGUAAUUUGUUGAACACAGAUUGCAUUGAAAUGUUCAAACUCUGGCACACCCUGCAAUCACUUGCGACCAGGAUUGACGGUUAUAUCGUAUGUUCUAACUGUUCAAAAAAACUUCUACAAAACUCAGAAGAUAGAAACGACGAGUUAGUCAUCUUCCAGUGUCGACAUGCUUUCCACACACACUGCGUCCUCUACGACGAUCUCGUUGCGUGCCCAAUAUGCUGUCUACAAAAAAGUCAUCGUAGCUCUUUCAUGUUUUCCUAGCGUUUCUUGCGUUUUUCGUAUUUAAAAUUAUUUAUUUUUGAGCAUUUUUAAUAAAAACUAUUUUGCUUAUUAGGCCUUGAUGAUUUUUUCGAUAGAGUUAACGGUUCGCCCGCUUUAUAUUAACUUUUGUUAAAUGUCAUUUAAAAUUAAUUUUUUUUAUUUAAAAACUUUUUACGCGUUUUUAAAUUUGAAUGAUCAAGUUUAGUCCUUUCGUGUCGCGUCGUCUUCGUUGUCAUGAGCUAGACAAACCAAGAUGUAGAAGCAUUCAGUAUUUUAUAAUGUUUUAAUGUUUUUUAAAUGUCCAUUUUUUGACAUUAGCGAUAAAUAACCCCGAUAUUAUAACUUGAAACAUUUUACUUAUUUGCUAAUUUUCGGGAAAAAUAUUUUGAACAUGAUGAAAUU
Messenger RNA from Helobdella robusta, 3383 nucleotides. RefSeq lists its product as hypothetical. Bases 525 to 2981 code for a protein of 818 amino acids. The transcript is spliced from 28 exons. Gene Ontology annotation, biological process: macroautophagy; endosomal vesicle fusion; vesicle-mediated transport. Gene Ontology annotation, cellular component: late endosome; HOPS complex. NCBI's taxonomy places the organism in Eukaryota, Metazoa, Annelida, Clitellata, Rhynchobdellida, Glossiphoniidae. The record is from RefSeq and is a predicted model, not a curated record. Gene Ontology annotation, molecular function: protein binding.